Messenger RNA from Zingiber officinale, 1014 nucleotides. RefSeq lists its product as uncharacterized. The record is from RefSeq and is a predicted model, not a curated record. NCBI's taxonomy places the organism in Eukaryota, Viridiplantae, Streptophyta, Magnoliopsida, Zingiberales, Zingiberaceae. The transcript has 2 exons. Bases 1 to 1014 code for a protein of 337 amino acids.
AUGCUUGAGGAAGCUCUCUCGGAGCAAAAGGAGAUGAGGAGCGAGAUCAAGCAACUGACUCAGAGGCUGGAGAACUCAGAAAAACACCAGAAGAUGCGAGACAACCAGAUAGCCCAGAUAGCUCAGUCUGUCUCAAGAGCACAGGGUACAUUCCUAGGGAAACCGGAUUUAAAUCCGAUGGAACAUUGCAAUCGCAUUGAGCUGCGGAGCGGACGUACUGUGGGAAACCCUCAAAUCAUCACUCAGAUAGAGGUUGACUUAGAAAAGAAACUCACUCUCCUAAUGCCCAAUCAGACUCAAAACAGGGAUAGAGAAGAGGGUACUAAAAAGAUUAGAGAAGCUUGUCAGACUAUCCCACAGAAUCAGAUGAUCUCGUUUCCUCAGAAGCUUAUAACAUCCCAAAAGGAUGAAGAAUUUCACCGGUUUUUGAAAAAGGUUAAAGAGAUUUGCGUUGAGGUACCAUUGUUAGAUGCGCUGCACCAAAUGCCGAAGUUCGCAAAAUUUUUAAAGGGAAUCUUAUCCAAUAGAAGGCAAAAAGGUGACUUCGAGACCAUAGCAUUGACAGAGGGCUGCAAUGCUCUUUUCAUGGCGAAUUCCCCACCGAAACUUCAGGAUCCAGGAAGUUUCUCCAUACCGUGCAAAAUUAGCUCUGAACUCAUACCGAGAGCCUUCUGUGAUUUGGGAGCUAGUGUCAGCCUACUCCCAUACUCUCUGUGCAAGAAAUUGGGACUUCAGAUGGAAGACGUGCCAGUAGAAGUGGGGGGUUGUGUCAUCCCCACGGACUUCAUCAUUAUGGAUAUGAAGGAGGACCCCAAAAUCCUGAUCAUUCUUGGAAGACCAUUCCUCACCACGGCAGGAGCCCUCAUCGACGUGAAGAAUCACAAGCUAUCAUUGGAGAUCGGUAAAGAAAGAAUUGAAUUUGAUUUGUCCAACCCUUCUAACUGCGUCUCCUUUUCCCAGGGAAAUCCUAGCAGGAUAGAUGCACGCAGUGUCGAGGAGCGCACCUUUCGAUAA